Molecule: messenger RNA, 2094 nt
Organism: Aspergillus steynii IBT 23096
Lineage: Eukaryota; Fungi; Ascomycota; Eurotiomycetes; Eurotiales; Aspergillaceae
Product: putative galactose oxidase
Exons: 1
Coding region: 1-2094 (697 amino acids)
Molecular function (GO): protein binding
Source: RefSeq, a predicted model, not a curated record
AUGAGCGUUAAAUGGAUCUCAACCCUUCUGCUUCUGGGCCUGGCAGAGGCCCGCGACUACAGCAUUGAGGGAUCCGUCAUUGCUGCAGUGGGCAGGGCAGAAGGGCCCCCAAGCAUGGAGUCUGUGUCCCCGCAUGACGCCGGCGGCGAGGAUACAGGGCUGUUCCAGGCACCGCCGUGGAACAGCCAGCGGCUCCCUCGGGAUGACUGGACUGUGAAAUGCGACUCUGAGCACGAUGGAAACGAGUGCACCAAGGCCAUUGAUGGCGACAACGGCACCUACUGGGCCAGCGACUACAACCGAACCGCCAACGCGCCGCCACCCCACAGUAUAACCAUUGACCUGAAAGCCACCCAAAACGUCAGCGCAGUGGAAGUUUGGCCUCCUCAAGAUGGAGGGCAGAAUGGGUGGAUUGCGGAGCACGAAGUCUACGUCAGCACGGACGGCGAAAACUGGGGAUAUCCCGUUGCUUACGGCGCUUGGUGGCCGGAUGCCACCGUGAAGCUGGCCGUCUUCGAGCCUCGGGCCGUGCAAUAUGUUCGCUUUGUUGCUCUCUCCGAGGCAAAUGGUAACCCGUGGAUUUAUAUCGCCGACUUGGCGAUCUGGGCCGCGAGUGACAUUCCCGCGGCACCGGAAGGCCAAACCCUCGGCCAGUCCGGCGUCUGGGGACCGACAAUUGAUUUCCCACUUGUCCCCGUGUCGGCAGCGGUCGAGCCGAGCACCGGAAAGGUUCUUGUCUGGUCUUCCUACCGAAAAGAUCAAUACGGAGGCACUGGCGGAGGCAAAACCCAGACCUCUACCUGGGACCCGGUCAGCGGCGAGGUUACCCAGCGCGAGGUCACCGAAACAAAGCAUGACAUGUUCUGUCCGGGUAUCUCCAUGGAUGUGGACGGUCGAAUCAUCGUGACUGGAGGGAAUGACGCCACCAAGACCAGUAUCUACGAUCCCUCUUCUGAAUCGUGGAUCCGGGCAGCGCCCAUGACCAUGGCCCGUGGCUACCAAUCGUCUACCCUCCUGUCCGACGGCAACAUGUUCGUGAUUGGAGGAUCCUGGAGUGGUGGUGAGGACGACAAUAAGAAUGGAGAGAUUUACAAUGUCAGCGGCAACUCGUGGAAGGAUCUUCCCAAUGCCGAGGCCACUCCCAUGUUGACCAACGACCGGUUGGGUGCGUAUCACGCGGACAAUCACGGCUGGCUCUUUGGCUGGAAGAAUCGCUCUAUCUACCAGGCAGGCCCGAGUCGCGCCAUGCACUGGUACUUCGUGGAGGACGACGGCGACGUGACGGAGGCUGGAGACCGAGGCACUGACUAUGAUCAAAUGUCCGGCAGUGCAGUCAUGUUCGACGCUGUGAACGGCAAGAUUCUGACCGCGGGAGGAUCGCAUGACUACGAGGAUUCGGAUGGCUCCAGGAAUGCAUCCAUCAUUACAAUCGGAGACCCCAACACCCCCGGCCAGGUGGUCAAGGCCGGUAACGACAUGCACCACGACCGCGUGUUCCACACCUCUGUCGUGCUGCCCGACGGCAGCGUCUUCCUCACUGGCGGCCAGAUCCACAGCCUUCCGUUCGUCGAGAAAGACCCGGUCCUGACCCCGGAACAAUACGUCCCUUCGAGCGAUGAGUUUGUGGAGCAGUUCCCAAACAAUAUUGUGCGUGUGUACCACAGCUGGUCUCUUCUCCUUCCCGAUGGCACCGUGUUGAACGGCGGUGGCGGUCUUUGCGCCGAUUGCGACGCCAACCAUUACGACGCCCAGAUAUUUACGCCGGCAUAUCUGUUUGACGCUGACGGAAGCCGAGCGACACGCCCGAAGAUCACGGACGUGUCUCCCUCGCGCGUGAAACACGGCGAACCCAUCACCAUCACGGCCGACUCGGCCAUCUCCGGCGCCUCGCUGGUCCGUUACGGCUCCACGACUCACACGGUCAACACCGACCAGCGCCGUAUUGAACUCGAGCUGGAGAGCUCAGGUGACCAGACCUACACGGCGGAGAUUCCUAAUGAUCCUGGCAUUGCGCUCCCGGGAUACUAUAUGCUCUUCAUUUUCAACGAAAACGGCGUGCCCAGUGUGUCGAAGAACGUUCAGGUAAUCCUGUAG